Messenger RNA from Pangasianodon hypophthalmus (striped catfish), 8699 nucleotides. It is a transcript of the gene strip2, whose product is annotated as striatin interacting protein 2. Lineage: Eukaryota; Metazoa; Chordata; Actinopteri; Siluriformes; Pangasiidae. Gene Ontology annotation, biological process: cytoskeleton organization. The transcript is spliced from 22 exons. Bases 4754 to 7186 code for a protein of 810 amino acids. The record is from RefSeq and is a predicted model, not a curated record. Gene Ontology annotation, cellular component: cytosol.
CAGAGCCAAUAGAUAAGCUUUAUAAUUAGGAUGUAUUAACAGCUUGCUUGUGGAGUGGAUAUUCCAUGAGGUGAGCUCCCAAAAUCCAGGCUUGAUUGAAAUAGCCUUGCUAAAAUAAGCCAGAUCAUUCCAGUCUCAGUGUACUCCACUAAAAUCCUGUUAACGCUAAUUCAAGUGAAGCUGUAGUGAUCGAGGCUCAGAAUAUUUAUGCAGCCCCAACAAUCGAUUUCAGAAAUGUCUGUUAAAGAGCGAUCCUUUCCUCCACUGUCAAACAGAAGUUGUUUUGUAAACUCUACAAUACGUAAUUUAAGAAAUCCAUUUAAGCUGCCUUGCAGACAAGGUGACAUGGAGACAUUUAUUUGUACUUUGCAAUGGUCAGUCAUUUUUAUGGGACUUUUUUUAUGUCUAGUUUAUCUCCUGAGGCUGUUGACAGAACGACUUUAUAGCUGCUAUAACACAAGUGCUAACAGGAACCAACAUUACCCAAUAUUAAAUGUGUCUAUAAACGGUUAAAAAGCUUGUGUCAUUCAUUAAUUAAAGGGAAAAUUGUAACUGUAGGCAGAUCUCGUCGGUAAAAGAGGAAUGAAAUCCUUCAGAACACCCUAUUAUAAGAAAAUAGUCAUCUUCAGGGAGGUAAGAGUAACUCCAAUUCGUGUUGGGCUGCAUCACACCACUCCAUCGCUGAUUAUUAUCCAGCACUCCCUGUCAUGUUUUAUUCAUAAAAUAACAGCAGCACUGACAAUAAUGCCGGCUGUAAUUCAAAUCACAUUUAUUAACACACUCAUUCUAAUAUGAUACUGUUUCUACAGUGACAGUUCAUUCACAGGAUGCUCUAAUUUAGAAUUAAUAAUUAUUUUAAAAAUGUAUAAUCGGGGGGUGUGGUGAAGUUUUCUGUGAGGAGAUGUUUAUCAUUUUUGGAAGGAGUCUCUCGUGUCAACAUUUUGCAGCAGAAAUAAUAUUGUACCAUUAAAUACCAUCUCCUACAUGAAAGGCUUCAGGACAGCAGCAGUUUGCAUUUUGUGAUUGAACAUUUUUUUUUAAAUUGACUUUUUAAAAAAAAAAUUGAGAGAGAUUGGUGAGGGAACAACUGUUUACAGCUGCUUUAAUGUAAUUAUAUGGUAAUGUGGUUUCCUGUAUCUGUGGUUGUUUUAGUCUGGUGGAACAUUACGCCACGUGACGAUAGAACUGAUUGGGCAAAGCUAAGGUUACGUUGCCGUAGUAACCAAGUUUCUUCAUGGAACCAAAAUGGCUAGAAAUUUGCCAGGUUUAUUGACAUAAUCCUGGUUUAUUUUUACUUAGCUCACUUUGUCUCAUACCUCUCCUUGCUUACAUGACAACAAUGAUCUAAUGUCCGUACUGUCGCAUGAUGAAACCCUUGGUCUACACUCAAGCACACCAUCUAAAAUCAGAACCACAGACUAGGGUGGAGAAUGAAGUAAGGAAUGGACAUGCCUACUGAAACCCAAUCAGUCUGGAUGAGUGCUUUGAUCAUGGAUACGUCUUUAUGUAUUCUGUGUGUUAAACUGGGGGAAAGAGGCAUGGCCACUGAUCCCCUCAUUUAAAGGGUCAGUUUUUGUCACCAGUUUGAUUCCUUUUAAUUCUGCAACAUAAAUAAAAAAAUAACAGUAGCAUCCAAACAGAUAUUUCCCAGUUUAAUCAGGAAUAAGCACAUGAUGGCAAAUGCUGAAUGAUCGUGUGCAAAUAUAGCAAGAGUUAGUUUAUCAUUGUAGAUAGUUGGUGAUAAAGCUGACCACACAUAAUGCCCGAAAGCCCCAAGCAGGAUGUUUCACAGGAAAUGGUAGCUUGGUAAGAAGAUGUGGACUAUUGCUUUAUCUGAAAGAAACCACACUCAGAACUUUUUUGUUCAGUUUGCCUUUUUAAAUAUACUUUAUCGACAAUAUUUUAACAUGUUACAAUUAUCAGCAGUACAGACAUCAUCACAGGCAUCAAUACAGAGCUUCAUCACAUACAAACACAAAUAUUUCAGACAUCAUUAGUAGCUAUUCAGAAGGGUUUACUAUCACAAUUACUCAGUUACACAUCAUCCAGCUUGCCAAAGCCUUUAGUGUUUUUAUGUCUCUGAAUUUGCAUUACAUUUACAUUCUGUUCAUUUGGCAGGUACUUUUAUUUAACGUGAUUUAGAAGUGAGGCAGAAUAGAAAUCCAAUUGUAAGAAAUAAAGAAGCGUACAGUGCUGCAAGACCAGGUUUUUACCAAAAGACCUGAAAAAAGUUUCUCCUUCCGAUUCCCGGAAGGUUCCUCAUGGGUUCUUUGGAUGGUUAAUGAUUUCUAAAAGAGUUCCAUUAGUGAAAUUCAAUUAAUGGUUUAAAGAACUCUUUAGGGCUCUGGAUGGAAGACUGUAGAAAGAUCGGAGAGCUACAACUAUACAUGAGGAUUGCAGUAAGUGCUAGCAGAGAGAAGUGCUACAAACACUAAGCCAUGAGUGAGAAUAUAUAUGACGCAGGCUGAAGAGACUAACCUUCAGUAGAGUGUCAAGUAACUGUGUAAAACAUGGUGAUCUAUCGCUUCAGUAUAAAAAGAACCUCUUAAGUGCCCAUGUAUAUACACACACACACAAUGUGGGAGCUGUGGGUGUUUCAGUAUCAGUGUUCAGGUGUGAUCAGAAGACUGCUUUAUUUUUUUUGCUGAAAGUCUCCAUCUGCUGUAGUAGAGACGUGUAUAUGUGGACUGAACAUCACAUCUGGUUUUGGUUUGACUUUCUCCCUUCUUAUCAUUGUUUACUCACUACGAUUCAAAGUGUACGUAUUAAUCUAGUCUGAUCUCGUGAGACCCUUACAGAAAAUGAGAAAAUGAAUACAUUACACGUGAUCAUAUGUUUAUAUGAGUAAUAUGGGAUCACGUGAAAAACACGUGAAUUUGCAUUUCACUAUGUUAUGCCCUGAAAUUGCACGUGAACACACAACAUUGAAUAUGACCACGUUUGACCACGUGUGAAAAAGAGUUAUUCAUGUGAGAAACGUAUAAUCUUAAAAAAAAAUCUGUAAAGUAUAAUCACAUGCCUUACAUACGGAAAGUCCAGUACAUCUGAUAAAUGUGGGAAACAUACCACUGCAGUGUUUAAAAACCAUGUGACUUUUCUGAAAGGGGAAAUUAUGAUUUGAAAAAAUGAAGGGAAUUCGUUCGAUUUCAUAAUGUCUUAAGAAAAGGUACAAUAACUAACUAACCCUUAGCCUUAAGCUUUAAACCUUUUUAAAAUUCAUUGAGCUGACCAAAAUGACAGAAUUGCUCCAACCCAGUGAAAAGCACUCUGGGGAUCUCAGAUCUUUCUCUUUCUCCUUACAACUCAUUCAUUCAUUUCCCUUCCACUUUUCCUCAUGGAGGUCAGUCCACACUUACCUAUCCCCAGGCACAGACUCCAGCUCCUCCUGGGGGAUCUCCAGAUGUUUCCAAGACAUCUGUGACAUAAAGUCAGGUCCAUAAGUAUUUGGACAGUGACCCAAUAUUCAUAAUUUUGCCUCUGUACACCACCACAAUGGAUUUGAAAUGAAGCAAUCAAGAUGAAAUGAAGACUCAGGAUUGAAGUGUAGAUUUUCAGCUUUAAUUCAAGGGGUUUGAGAAAAAUAUUGCAUUUAGGAAUUACAGCCAUUUUUACAGACAUUUUUACAGCCAUUUUCCAUUUUCACAGGCUCAGAAGUAAUUGAACAAACCAACAUAACCAUAAAGCUGAAAGUCUACACUUCAGAGGAAAAUGGAUAGGUUGGUUCGAGCUGCCAGGAAGGAUAUAGUAUCCCACUCAAUACGGUAGAAUCACUCUUUACAACCGUGGUGAGCAGAAAAGCAUCUCAGCAUGCACAAACGUCGAACCUUGAGGUGGAUGGGCUACAACAGCAGAAGACCACAUUGGGUUCCUGUCCUGUCAGCCAAGAACAGGAAUCUGAGGCUAUCAUGGGCACAGACUCGGCAUAAUUAGACAAUUGAAAAUUAGAAAGAAAAAAAAAAUCACCCCUUCUUUUUCCAGUCUUCAAAUGUCUUUUAUAUAGGUUUGUUUGUUUGUUUAUUAUUUUAAAUAUGUUUAUUAGGCUUUAUUAGAUUAUGUGGACCAUACAUGUCCCUGUGAAUGAGUUGUUACUACAGAAAUGAUAAUGAAUUAGAAAAAGCACUUUAAUAUAAACCUGUUACAGCUGGCACUACCAUCAGAGCUGCUGUUAGAGAACAUUCAUCAGCAUCUUCUGACCAAUCAGAUUUGAGAAUUCAGCAGCUCUGUUGUACAAUCUUUAUUAUGAUUAUUAUCUUGGAAGUUAAUAUUAGGAUGCAAAAUAGGCUAUACAUUAUCUUUCAUUAUCUUGUCUUAAUUUACCCUGAUUUUUUUUUCUUUAAUAAGUAAUUAAUUAAUGUGUUAAUGUGAAUAAACCUUCAUUUUGCUUUUUUACGUCACAUAAUGACAUUCAGUGCUUCUGAAAGCAAUUCUGCUAUCUUUUUCUUCCUGUACUCAGUUUAAUGGAGGUCAUUAAAGGAGUCCGCGUCUCAAACCACGACUUAAUAUCUCAUUCUUAAGAAACAUGUCGUGCUUUCAUGGCACGGCGCGCGACUAUAAACGCAGUACGCGUACGCUGGACGUAAAUCCCCGCCCCCUUACCGCCUCAGCAGCCAAUCAGCGCGUCGCGGAAUUCUGAAGUUGGCAACACCGGCAGCGUCGCGGUCAAUGUGACGGUCCGCGAGCGGAGAAGACAGAGAGCAGAGACACACACACACACGCACACACACAGAGAGAGAGACACACACACACACGAGCCAUGCAGCAGUCGGACGACAUGGAGGGGUCCAUGGAAUCCCCCAACCUGGAGUUUGAGUAUGGGGACACAGACAGUCUGACUGCAGAACUCUCAGAGCUGUACAGUUACACUGAGGAGCCUGAGUUCAGUCUGAACAGGGACUGCUUCGAGGAGGAUUUUCGGAGUCAUGUGAAGGGCAGGAGAUGGGUGGAGCUGAGUGUGGACGAACAGAAGGCAUAUAUCAUGCGACUACUGGAUGCUCUAGAGGUCACGGACAGAGACAAGAGACUCAAAGUGGCUCGGGCUAUACUCUACCUGGCUCAGGGGGUGUUUGAUGAGUGUAACACAGAAGCAGAUGUUCUCCACUGGUCACGACACAAUGUCUUUCUUCUCUAUGAAAUGGGCAUCUUCACUGCACUGCUGGAGCUGCUCAGCAUGGAGAUUGAUAAUAACCAGGCAUGCAGCAGUGCUGUCAGGAAACCUGCCAUAUCCCUGGCAGACAGCACUGAACUCAGGGUUCUACUGAGCAUCAUGUAUCUGAUGGUGGAGACGAUCCGGGUGGAAACAGGAGACGACAAGCCGGAGUGGCGGAAGGCUCGAGAGUCCUUCAGAACUGAGCUGGGUUCCCCACUCUACAACGGGGAGCCUUUCGCCCUUCUCCUCUUCACCAUGGUAACCAAGUUCUGCAGCAUGAGCGCCCCCCACUUCCCAAUGAAGAAAGUGCUGCUGCUGCUGUGGAAGACUGUACUGUUCACUCUGGGUGGUUUCGAGGAGCUGCAGGAGAUGAAGGUUAAAGGGAGAGAGAAGCUGGGUCUGCCGCCGCUCCCUGAGGACAGUAUUAAGGUGGUCCGGAGCAUGAGAGCAGCCUCACCCCCAGCCACCGCCAUGGAGCUCAUUGAACAGCAGCAGCAACAGAAAAGAGGACGCAGGAGUCGCAGGAGUGCCUUUGUUGAUAGCUUGGAAGGAGACAGUCCCUUUGCCAAGAAGCAGCCUCUGGUCAAGCAGGACAGUCUGGACACCUACAACGAGCGGGACCCCUUUAAAAAUGAUGACGCACGGGACGAGGAAGAUGACGCCGAGGAUGUGGACAGUGGAAUAGAGGGUGAGGUUGACCCUCUCGACCGUGAUGUCAUCAUCCAGCCCCCUCCUCCUCCGCCCCCUCUGCGGCCUCCUACUGAGAGAGUGACCUUCCCUAAAGGGCUACCGUGGGCACCUAAAGUCCGAGAGAAAGACAUCGAGCAUUUUCUAGAGACCAGCAGGAACAAGUUUAUCGGCUUCACUCUGGGAAGUGAUACAGAGACCUUGGUUGGGUUGCCCAGACCCAUUCAUGAGAGCGUGAAGACUCUUAAACAGCACAAGUACGUCUCCAUCGCCGAAGUACAGAUCAAGCGAGAGGAGGAACUGCAGCAGUGCCCCAUGACCAUGGGGGAGGAAGAAGUGGAAGAGACUCCUGCAGAAAGCCUAUAUGUGGGAAUGCUUCCAAGCCUUUCUCAGUAUGUGAUUGCCCUGUUGAAGCUUCUUCUCGCUGCAGCUCCAACCUCUAAGGCCAAGACCGACUCCAUCAACAUCCUGGCUGAUGUUCUUCCUGAGGAGAUGCCCAUCACUGUCCUCCAGAGUAUGAAGCUGGGCAUUGAUGUGAACAGACACAAGGAGAUCAUUGUCAAGGCCAUUUCUGCGCUGCUGCUCCUCUUGCUGAAGCACUUCAAACUUAACCAUAUAUACCAGUUUGAGUAUGUGUCCCAACACCUGGUGUUUGCCAACUGCAUCCCUCUCAUCCUCAAGUUCUUCAACCAAAACAUCAUGUCUUACAUCAGUGCUAAAAACAGUAUCUGUGUGCUGGAUUUCCCUCACUGUGUGGUCCAUGAGAUGCCUGAACUCACUGCUGAAAGCCUGGAAGCUGGAGACAAUAAUCAGUUCUGCUGGCGGAAUCUGUUCUCGUGCAUCAACCUUCUGCGGAUCCUCAACAAACUCACCAAGUGGAAGCACUCCAGAACCAUGAUGCUGGUGGUGUUUAAGUCUGCUCCAAUCCUGAAGAGGGCACUGAAGGUCAAGCAAGCCAUGAUGCAGCUUUAUGUCCUCAAGCUCCUCAAGAUUCAGACCAAAUACCUGGGCCGCCAGUGGAGGAAAAGUAACAUGAAGACCAUGUCAGCAAUUUACCAGAAGGUCCGGCAUCGGCUUAAUGAUGACUGGGCUUAUGGGAAUGAUAUUGAUGCACGGCCGUGGGACUUUCAGGCAGAGGAAUGUGCGUUGCGCGAGAGCAUUGAGAAGUUCAAUGCACGGCGGUACGAUAAGAACCAGAACAGUGAGUUUGUCCCGGUGGAUAACUGCCUGCAGAGUGUGCUAGGUCAGCGAGUCGAGCUGCCCGAGGACUUCCACUACAGCUAUGAGAUGUGGCUGGAAAGAGAGGUCUUCUCUCAGCCCAUCCAAUGGGAAGGCCUGCUGCAAGCCCAGUGAUGCAACAAGAUGUUAACUGGAACUAGACUGAUACAACCUGUUCACAAGCAUCCCACAUGUACACACACACAUGCAGACAGAGCACAUGUGCCAGUUCUAUUCUUCCUGUAAAUGAAUGCUUGUAAAUAGAGAUAUCUUCAAAAACAAUGUAUGGGUUGUGACAUGGUAACCUGUUUCAUUUGUGAAACACCAUCCACUCACGUGUACUCCUGACGAAAAUAUGAAAGACAACAUAUCCUCCAGUUCAACCUUUACAUUGUAUACAAACGACCAUUUAAAAUAUGAAUACAGUAGAAGUACGUAUUAUAAGUACGUCCUACAAAAAGCGUGAAGGUAUUUAUUUAUUUAUCUAUUCUUUUCAAAUUUUCUCAGUCUGGAACUGCUGAUAAAACUUUUAUUUUUGAUGCAUAUUCCCUUAUGUAUAUAAAACAAAAAGAAUGCAUGUUGUCAAGCUAAAGAGACCUGGUUAAAAAAAAAAAAAAAAAAAAAAAAGCUCAACAUGGCAACCAUAAGCAUUAUUCAUGUGUCAGCAGGACCGGAAGAACUGGUCCUUAAAGAUUCCUUCCAGAGACUGCUGCUGUUUCUCACUUCCUGCAUGGCGUCUCUCACUCAGUGUACUAGAGGAAUGUCCUUGAGAAAGUCACGCUUCUUUUUGUAUGUCAGAUGUCAGCGCUUCUUAUCAUACUGUAUACUUAGAAUGAGCUCUAACAGCACAACAAAAAAGCACAGAAGUGUCCUUGGUGAAUAGCAUCACCCUCUUUACAAAUAGCAAGGUUCCAACAUAAUGGUGCUGCUUUUUAACACAAUUUUAUGACAUGUCCUCUGUCUCUUUUUUUUUUCUUCUUCUUUUUUUCCCCCCACUCCCUGUUUCACCUCUCUCUCAUUGCACUCACUUUGUCAUGAUUAAAUGACACUAAAGACGAGUCUUUGUUUUAAUACUGAAAUUAAUAACUUUGUUGUUAAAUACUGAAUUGUUCAACUGAGAGAGGGUUUUGUAUGAUUCAUUUCUGAAAUGGUUUUCUAUGCUGAUUAUUUUUAUUGUUUUGUUAAAAAUCAUCAAAAUACAUACAUUUUGUGUCUGGACAUCUGUACCAAUAAUAAUUGUAGACCAAUACAAGUUUCGAUUCUUUGUUUUAAAAAAAAAAAAAAAAAAAUACAAUUUUACUGUAUAGCAUAUGAGAAUAUGAAGAGCCUCCCAGCAAAUGUUUCAAACUGUUGUGGAACAUAUUUUAAUCUUUUAAUCAGCUGCACCUAUUUGUUGUGUGUUACUUAUUCUCUGAUAUCACUGUCGCAGAAUGUAAAAGUCUGAUCUUAAGAUGUAAUGUAAUUAUUUCUGUUCUUCUGAGCUCAAAACAAUCCAUUACAUGCUUUGACUGAUGCCUCUGUACAGAGAUAUGGAUCCAAAAUAAGGGAGCAAUACCAUUUAGUGGCUGCACAAAAUGGAUAUUGUAAUUAUAUUGCUACAUAUUGCACUUGCAAUAUGCCUUAAUAUAUUAAAACACAUUGCUAUGAA